Prosopis cineraria is the source of this 1605-nucleotide messenger RNA. Its product is annotated as pathogenesis-related thaumatin-like protein 3.5. The record is from RefSeq and is a predicted model, not a curated record. NCBI's taxonomy places the organism in Eukaryota, Viridiplantae, Streptophyta, Magnoliopsida, Fabales, Fabaceae. Bases 35 to 970 code for a protein of 311 amino acids. Gene Ontology annotation, cellular component: extracellular region. The transcript is spliced from 4 exons. Gene Ontology annotation, biological process: defense response.
UUCUCCAUCAACCCCUUGUGAAUGCCAACCAAUAAUGGCGUCCUGGAAAUUUCCCGGGUUCCUUCUCAUUCUCUUCGUCUUCUUGUCUGCAUCGUCGUCAAGCAUAUUCAUCAUAACCAACAACUGCCCCUACACCAUAUGGCCCGGCACCCUCGCUGGCUCCGGUUCACCCCAACUGACGACGACAGGAUUCCAAUUAAACUCCGGCCAGAGCGGGAAACUCACCGGCGUUCCAGGAUGGUCGGGUCGGAUAUGGGCAAGAACAGGUUGUAAUUUUGACGCUUCAGGUAUUGGGAAAUGCCAGACAGGUGAUUGUGGAGGAAGGCUUCAGUGUGACGGGAAUGGCGCGGCCCCACCGACGUCCCUGUUCGAGAUAACUCUGGGAGAAGGCAAUACACGAGACUACUACGAUGUAAGUAUGGUGGAUGGCUACAAUCUGCCAAUCCUUGCAGUGCCUCGAGGUGUGUACAGUGGAGGCGCUUGUAAUGCCACAGGUUGUGUAUCUGAUCUGAAUAGAGGAUGCCCUAAAGAGCUUCAAGUGGUUGGUGGAGAAGGAGGAUACCAAGGUGGUGUAGUUGGGUGCAAGAGUGCGUGCGAGGCCUUUGGGUUGGAUCAGUACUGUUGCAGUGGAGAGUAUGCGAACCCAACCACGUGCCAACCCAGUUACUAUUCCACCAUUUUCAAGAGGGCUUGCCCCAGAGCUUAUAGCUACGCUUUUGAUGAUGGCACCAGCACUUUCACUUGCAAAGCCUACGAAUACGACAUCGUUUUCUGUCCCAACGCCAACAGAGUGAAGAGGCCUAAUAAUUUUGUAUCUCCACCUCCGCCUUACCAGAUUUAUCAGCCAAAUGGAAAGGCUGUGAAGGAGGUGGCUUCCACCAGCUCCUCUAGUAUUCUCUCUCCUUUUUCUGUGCCUGUGGUCUUUUUCUUCAUAUUCAUCCUAAUUAACUUUCUCAACGCUAUUUCUUAAUCAGCGACUAAACUUCCUUUGAUCUGAGAAAAUAAUGGUACCAUCAGGAGGAUGGUCUUGGAAGGAUCCGGGGAGGGGGCUCCUAGCGAAGCCAAGUAUAUAUAUAUCCUGGAAGUCAAUCUUCCCGCCAGAUGUAUAUAAUGACCUUAUUCAAUGGCUUCAUCGUUGCUUCAGAACCAAAUUAAGGCUACAUGUCUUCAUGGCAAUUAAUUAGCCUUAGUCCCAGUUCAUACUUUAUAUCCUCUGUCCAAAUCAAGAUGCCGAGUUGUACAUUGUCCAAGAAAUUCUCAUCUGUGUAAAUAAGGAUCGAUCCUUCUGGGAAUAAAUUUGUAAUAAGUAAAGCUUCCCUUAAUUCGAGAUGAAUAAUGAUCGGCAGGAGGUUAAAGCUAAUGGGUUAAUUAUGGCUUUUCCUUCCCUUUGAUUUGAUUGCACAAGAUGCUCAUGCUGAUCGUUUUGGAGGGGAAAAUGGCUUUGGGCAUCUUGUUAACUCCCUCGUUUUCUUAAUCAUAUAAGUUUGCUUAUCCAUUUUCUUAAACUUUUCAAUUUUAACUUGUUACGUUUUUAAUGCUUUAUUUUGUGAACUUUUUUUAUUUGAAUUUAUAUUACAUGAUGUGAUAUGAUAUUGAUCCUCCUAU